GAUCGGAGGAGCUGUACUGAUGAUGUGCAGCAACUAAGACCGAGCGUCUCGAGUUUUAACAGAAUACCACCAUCUGCAAACAGAUGAGCGUCUGAAAUGCCCUUGCUCGCACUGAUGUAUUCGGUUACUACAUCCUUAACUUUACUGUUUUCUCUGCGCGUAAUCGAGAUCAUCUGUCCGGAGUCGACAUUUACUGCUCCAGUAACGGAUUGAUCCAAAUUUCUCAUUCCCAUUUUACGGCAUGACAUGUAGAUAAUCAUCCGAUACUUUUGAUGGGGCUCCUGAGGAUCAUGAUGCCACCCAAGUUCCAGCUGCUGGCCGUUAUGGCGUUUGGAGUGGCGAUGCUGUUUCUUGAGAACCAGAUUCAGAAGCUGGAAGAGUCUCGGGCAAAGCUGGAGCGCACCAUGGCCAGACACGAGGUGCGAGAGGUGGAGCAGAGACAGACACGGGACGGCUUGCGGGACUCUCCUGCAUUGCCUGAGAUUGAGGAUCUGAUCAUCAUCUAUAACCGUGUGCCCAAGACUGCCAGCACCUCCUUCACCAACAUUGCAUAUGACCUGUGCGGAAAGAACCGUUUCCAUGUUCUCCACAUCAACACCACCAAGAAUAAUCCGGUCAUGUCCCUGCAGGAUCAGAUGAGGUUUGUAAGGAAUGUGACAUCCUGGCGAGAAAUGAAACCAGGUUUCUACCAUGGCCAUGUCUCCUACCUGGACUUCACGAAGUUUGGAGUGGAGGGGAAGCCGGUUUACAUCAACAUUGUACGAGACCCUAUCGAGAGGUUGGUGUCUUACUACUACUUUCUCCGAUUUGGAGAUGAUUAUCGGCCAGGUCUCAGGCGGAGAAAGCAGGGGGACAAAAAGACAUUUGAUGAGUGUGUGUCAUCAGGAGGGUCUGAUUGUGCUCCUGAGAAGCUUUGGUUACAGAUCCCGUUCUUCUGCGGCCAUUACUCUGAGUGCUGGAAUGUUGGCAGUAGCUGGGCUCUCGAGCAGGCCAAGUAUAAUUUGGUGAAUGAGUAUCUGCUUGUGGGAGUGACUGAGGAGCUGGAGGAUUUUAUCAUGAUGCUCGAGGCAGCCCUACCACGUUUCUUUAGAGGAGCAACUGAGCUAUACCGCACAGGCAAGAAGUCUCACCUGAGGAAAACGAGCGAGAAGAAACCUCCCACUAAAGAGUCCAUCUCAAAGCUGCAGCAGUCCAACAUAUGGAAGAUGGAGAACGAGUUCUAUGAGUUUGCACUGGAACAGUUUCAGUUUGUGCGCGCUCACAGCGUCAGGGAAAAAGACGGCGAGCUUUACCUGCUGGCUCAGAACUUCUUUUAUGAGAAAAUCUAUCCAAAAGUAAACUAGAGUUGACAUUAGCAUGGCCCAACUGUCAUUUGGCCUGUCCAU
Molecule: messenger RNA, 1385 nt
Organism: Carassius carassius (crucian carp)
Lineage: Eukaryota; Metazoa; Chordata; Actinopteri; Cypriniformes; Cyprinidae
Product: heparan sulfate 2-O-sulfotransferase 1-like
Exons: 7
Coding region: 273-1343 (356 amino acids)
Cellular component (GO): membrane
Molecular function (GO): heparan sulfate 2-sulfotransferase activity
Source: RefSeq, a predicted model, not a curated record